Musca vetustissima is the source of this 2592-nucleotide messenger RNA. Its product is annotated as testis-specific zinc finger protein topi. The transcript has 5 exons. Gene Ontology annotation, molecular function: DNA-binding transcription factor activity; RNA polymerase II cis-regulatory region sequence-specific DNA binding. NCBI's taxonomy places the organism in Eukaryota, Metazoa, Arthropoda, Insecta, Diptera, Muscidae. Gene Ontology annotation, biological process: regulation of transcription by RNA polymerase II. Bases 1 to 2592 code for a protein of 863 amino acids. The record is from RefSeq and is a predicted model, not a curated record.
AUGGAUCCGAAUGAUGAAACAUUUUCUGCACCCGAUUGUGCCUGGCUAUCGGAACAAUUUUUUGUUAAUCAAUUCAGACUAUUCAAUCCGGAAUACAAUGAAAGAUCAUCAAAUGACAUAUUUUCAAGCUACGAGACGAAUACAUUUUUAAAUCCUGAACUUGGAUAUUCUGGACUUGAUGUUCAGAAUUGUGAUUUAACGACGACAAGCCAACUUACCACAUGCGAUUUUCUAUCCCUUGCAAAUGCCACAAAUGCUGGACAAUCUUUUGAAGUAAAGUCGGAAAUAUUGGAUUUAAGUUCUCAAACUACAAAUGGGGAUAUUAUUUUACCCUUAAGCGACGCAAAUGACGAAGUUGUAGAUGAAACACAACAGGUUUUGGAUUGUUCUCAACAAGCUUUGGAUUUAUCUGUGGCAUCACAAGGCCAAUCAGUAUAUUUAUAUCAGUCGAUUCCCCACACAUCGAGUGUUGGACAUAUCAAGUGUACAAAUUGCAAUGGCUUAUUUGAUGUAGUGGCAUUUCAAACCCAUAUCUGUGCUAACUACAUAAACAAAAAUCCAAUUCAAACUUCGCUCGUACCUCAAUCAUAUCCCAUGGUGGUACCUACCACUUCCUCACCUAUAAUAUCUACCACUUCGCAAGCAGAACAUAAUACUACUGAAAUUUAUAUACCAAAAGAAAAUCCUACUACGUCUUCUGCGGAUGAUCCUUCAGACAUUGUUAAAUUCGUUAUUAGAAAAAAGCCAAUGCUGCCAACUGAUCCUGCUUGUAUACGAUUAUUAAAUGAAAAUCAAAUUCGUCUGAGACGAUUUCUAAAAUAUGAACUAAAAUACGAUGUUACCACAAAUGCAGCAUUUAAAAUGACUAGCACUAAAUCUUAUGGCAAUGAUACUAGCAGCGAUACAAUUUAUACAUCCACAUCAUCGGCUUUAUCUUCAACAACUGAUGCAAAGAAAUCAGAUGGACCACAUGAUUGUACCCUAUGCGAAAGAUCAUUUGUACAUUCAUCGGGUCUACUGCGUCAUAUGGAAAAACAUGCAAUGGAUUUGAUACCAUCGAGUUCGGGCAAAGGUGGUGUAUCACAAACAAUCACCUCGUUGCCUAAUAACAGUGGUCUUAGAUUGGUAAUUAAAUGUACCCUUUGCGGUAGAAUACUUUUUGAACCGCGUAGUGCUUUGGAACAUUUAUAUGGCCACUUUCCCAGCACUUGGAUGGAAGAAAAAGAAUUGGAUAUUUGUUCAGAUGUGCCAUAUGAAAUGUAUAUUGAUGAUGCUUUGCAGUUUUUAAAGAAUGAGGUAUGUGCUAACCCAGAGCAAGAUAUUACGGCAAGUGAUAAAACUUCAAAGUUGCUGAAAAUGGUUAUCUUAACAUGUAUCCUACAAUGUGAAUUCUGUGACUUUGUCUUUUCCGAUGUCUCAUAUUUAUUCGUGCACACAGUUUGCCAUUCACCCGAAAGAAAAUUCGAAUGCUUCUCGUGUGAUAUUUGUGUGAGAACAACGAAAGAAAUUACAAAUCAUUGGCAAACGGAAUGUGUUUUUAUGCGGGAAAAUACAAAAUUACAUGAAAUCGCUGUUCAGCGUUAUUUUGUUUGUAACGUGUGUGAGAAUAAGUUCCCGACACUGGACCAGCUGCAUGAACAUCGUUACACUUUAUACCAUUUCUUUCCCCGUCUGAACCAUCGAUUGGGUAUUUUGCAAAUACCUUGUGAAUAUUGCGAUCAUGUUUCGGAAAAUGUUCAAGAUUGUUUGGCGCACUAUGAAGAUAAUCACUAUAAGAAACAUAGGAAGGAAAAGGAGGGUUCUGUAAAUCCGAAUAGAAAUCGUUUAUAUUUAUGUGAUAUUUGUGGUAAAUCCUAUACACAGUCUAGUCAUUUGGGACAGCAUUUAAGAUUUCAUCAAGGUGUAAAACCCUUUGCCUGCAAAGAACCCGGCUGUAGCCGCAAAUUUACCAUCCGUCCCGAUUUAAAUGAUCACAUACGCAAGUGUCAUACGGGAGAACGACCAUAUCAUUGUCUGGUUUGUGAUAAACGUUUUUUGACGGGUUCGGUUUUCUAUCAACAUCGUUUGAUACAUCGUGGUGAACGUCGUUAUGAAUGUGAAGAUUGUGGCAAACGUUUCUAUCGUGCUGAUGCUCUGAAAAAUCAUCAACGUAUUCACACUGGGGAGAAACCAUUCGGUUGUUUAUUUUGUACGAAAAAUUUCCGACAACGUGGUGAUCGUGAUAAACACAUGAGAGCCAGACAUUCACAUUUGGAUGCCAAUGCUAGGCUAAUGAUGCAAAUGCAAAAAUUGCAAUUGGAGGCAGCGGCGGCCAAAGCAAGUAAUGCCACCACUCAACAGCAGUCUGGUGGUAAUCCUUCCUCUAUUGAAAGAAAAAUUUCAGCAGUUUGUGGAAAUCAUUCUGUUGGGGAAAAUACAGCAACGCGUUUGCCUCUAUCUGAAGUUGAAUAUCCAUCAACCAGUAACAAUGUUCGCAAUCAAGAUAUUGAUGAUAUUGUAAUGAUUGGUAAUGUCCCCUUUCCUAAAUCUAUGAUUGAAUCAUUAAUGUUUGAUCUCGAUGAGAAUGAUAUUUUAAAAUCUGUCACUAAAUAA